Molecule: messenger RNA, 2235 nt
Organism: Syngnathus acus (greater pipefish)
Lineage: Eukaryota; Metazoa; Chordata; Actinopteri; Syngnathiformes; Syngnathidae
Product: N-acetyltransferase ESCO1-like
Exons: 7
Biological process (GO): mitotic sister chromatid cohesion
Cellular component (GO): chromatin; nucleus
Molecular function (GO): protein-lysine-acetyltransferase activity
Source: RefSeq, a predicted model, not a curated record
AAAAAUGACUUGUUCCCUACUUCUUCAAAAAUUUUGUGGCGUACAAUAAUCACUGUUUUUCCCAAAGUUGCUGAUCAGUGCCAAAAGACCGAUACCUCCAAGACAGUCCAGGAUGGGCAUGCAUCAGAAACAUCCUGUCAAAACGGUGCAGUGAAGCAGAAAGACAAAGCCACUCUGCAAAGAGAAGUGAGGAAACUUAAGGAGGCGGACAAAGAUGACAGCCAAACUAUUAUUGAUGCAGGACAGAAGCACUUUGGAGCUGUGGCCUGCAGCGUAUGCGGGAUGCUGUACUCUGCCGCCAACCCCGAGGACGAAUCACAGCAUUUGCUCUUCCACAACCAAUUCAUCAGCGCCGUAAAAUAUGUGGGCUGGAAAAAGGAGAGGAUCCUGGGAGAAUUUCCCGACGGCAAAAUCAUCCUGGUUCUGCCUGAUGAUCCCAAAUAUGCUCUCAAGAAGGUGGAAGAGAUAAGGGAGAUGGUGGACAAUGAUCUCGGCUUCAAGCAGGUGGGUACAAAGUGUCCCUCCCAGACGAAAACCUUCCUCUUCAUCACCAACGACAAGAAAGUGGCGGGAUGCCUCAUAGCCGAGCACAUCAACGAGGGCUACAGGGUGAUCGAGGAGCCCCAGCCAGAGGGCUCGGAGGGGGAGAAGCUGAUGUUUGAGCGGCAGAGGGCGUGGUGCUGCUCCACCACGGCCGAGCCGGCGCUGUGCGGGAUCAGCCGCAUUUGGGUGGUGAGCAUGAUGAGACGCCAAGCCAUCGCCUCGCGUUUGGUCGAGUGCCUCAGGAACAACUUCAUCUUCGGUUCGUACCUGAGCAAAGAUGAGAUCGCCUUCUCGGACCCAACGCCCGACGGCAAGCUCUUCGCCACUCACUACUUUGGCACCUCGCAGUUUUUGGUGUACAACUUUGUCAGUGGCACGCACCCGAACCAGCCCAAAAGUGACUCGGUAUGACGGUCGAGCCCGGAGGCGACGCCGGGAGUGGUCACCCCCUCGGCAAAAAACGUCUGAUCCACCUCCGUUUUUUCUCCCCACAAAAUGGACACGCACGUGCGCCUUGGUUCCAAUCUCAGGGUGAACAAAUUCACACUUGAUGUACAAAAAUUUGAUUUCUUUUCAAGCGACAUCCGGUGGAAACUACCAAGGAGUAUUGGGGCAACCCUGAAAAGAAAAUAAUUAUCACACUACAAGAUUCAAGGCGUAAUUCAGGGCGAGAAUAAAAUUGAAUAUUUUCAAGCUAAAACUACCGUGUAUUAAGUUUUAUCUUGAAAAUAAUACAAGGAAAACAGACAAAUCUAUUCUCAGAUUACCUCCUUAAUAUCAAAUAUGUACACCUCAAAUGUACUACUUGUUUUCUCAAAUUUGACUUUGAUAUGACUAAACUGAAAAAAAACAUCUAUCUCAAAAAUAUGCACCUAUUUUGUUCAAAAAUAACGACUUGAAAAUAUACAACUUUUUAUCUUUAAAAUGUACAGCCCAAUUUAUUUUAGUUUCAAUCAGAAAAAUGUACAACUUUUUAUCUUGAAAAGUAGACUAGCUCGAAAAGGAUUUUUCUUUUUUUUUUAUCUUGAAAAUAUACAAGUUUAUUCUCGUAAUACGAUUUUGUUCUUGAAAAUAUUACCGUGUUUUUCUUUUGAAAAUAAAUGACUUUAAUCUUGUAGAUUUUUUCCCCAGUGAAGCCCUAAAACUACUUCAGAUAAAAUGAGUCAUGUCCCUUUUAUUAUGAUUAUGAUUACUGUUUUACAUUUUUAUUCGUGUGCGUUAACAUAUGCAAUCAAGUGCAUGGUGUUUUCCCAUCAAUGGCUGCUCACUUUUUAAACCUUUUUUCCACCUCCAUCAUAGUUCGUCACAACAUUUCACACUAACAUUUUUACAACCAAAUAUCUGAAGAAGAAUUGUUUAGAAGUGUAGCUGGGGCUAUUUUUUCAAAUAUUUUUUAGACGACAUUACUUGUUAUUCCAAACUGAGCCAUAUACUGUCCGCUGUUAAAGCGACGAGGCAUUGUAACCCAAACGAUUUUUUUUUUUACCUCCCCCUCAACACAACGGUUUGUCCAUUACGCUUUGAUGUUGUGCCUGAAUUUAAGUGGCUUACUUUAUUUUUCCCUAGUGCUCAGUAUCAUUAUCCUUUUCCUUGAUAACUUACACUGUACCAUAUAAAAUGGGUAUGUAGAUAAACACGCACUAUAACAUUUGUAAUAAACAAUGUGGGAAGUCUUCAAGGCUCUUUACCCCC